Molecule: messenger RNA, 3086 nt
Organism: Notechis scutatus (mainland tiger snake)
Lineage: Eukaryota; Metazoa; Chordata; Lepidosauria; Squamata; Elapidae
Gene: YTHDF1
Product: YTH N6-methyladenosine RNA binding protein F1
Biological process (GO): mRNA destabilization
Cellular component (GO): cytoplasm
Molecular function (GO): N6-methyladenosine-containing RNA reader activity; mRNA binding
Source: RefSeq, a predicted model, not a curated record
GGAGAGGAGGAGGAGCGGGGGAGGGAGAGCGCGCGCUCGUGCUUGGCCCCGCCCCUUCACUCCUCUUCCCUUUCCCCCUCCCAGCCCCCCCUCCCCUCUAUUUCAGGGCGCAUGAGAGAUGUCUGCCACUAGCGUUGACCCCCAGAGAGCGAAAGGUCAGGAUAAUAAAGUGCAAAAUGGUUCACUUCAUCAGAAGGAUACAGUGCAUGACAAUGAUUUUGAGCCUUAUCUUUCUGGACAGUCAAAUCAGAGCAACAGCUAUCCAUCAAUGACCGAUCCCUACUUGUCCAGUUAUUAUCCACCUUCUAUUAGCUUUCCCUACUCUCUGAGUGAAGCUCCCUGGUCAACCGGAGGAGACCCUCCUAUCCCAUACCUUACACCCUAUGGACAGCUGAGUAAUGGCGAUCAUCACUUCAUGCACGAUGCUGUGUUUGGACAGCCUGGCGGACUGGGGAACAACAUUUAUCCACACCGGUUUAAUUUUUUCCCUGAAAACCCUCCUUUCUCAGCAUGGGGAACGAGUGGCUCUCAGGGGCAGCAGACCCAGAACUCGGCUUACGGAAGCAGUUACAGUUACCCACCUAGCUCCCUUGGGGGUACGAUUGUGGACGGGCAAACGGGAUUUCAUAACGAUACUUUGAAUAAAGCGCCCGGAAUGAAUAGCAUCGAACAGGGAAUGGUUGGACUGAAGAUCGGCGGGGACGUCACGGCUUCUGCCGUGAAAACCGUAGGCUCGGUGGUAAACAGUGCUGGGAUGGCGAAUGCAUUGUCCGGCAAUGGCGGAUCGAAUCUCAACCUGCCAGUAUCAAAGCCAACCUCUUGGGCCGCUAUUGCUAGCAAACCUGCAAAGCCCCAACCCAAAAUGAAAGUGAAAAGCGGGCCUGUAAUAGGAGGGGCUUUGCCUCCGCCGCCUAUCAAACAUAACAUGGACAUAGGUACUUGGGACAAUAAAGGCCCCAUGCCCAAAAUCCCGACUCCUCAACAACCGAUCCCUUCUCCUCAGUCCAUCCCACAGCCACAGAUCAUUCAGCCAAUUCCAGCCCAGCCGCCCCCGCUGACCCAGCUGCCCUACCAGAACCCUCAGCCGCCGCCCCCUCAAAACCGAUGGGUGGCACCCCGCAACCGCAAUGCAGCUUUUGGCCAAAGCGUAGGAACCGGUAAUGAAAGCAACCCACCCGGGAAUACUCCAGCGAACACCAUCCCUAGUGGAGGAGGAGCCGGCAGCGAGUCCCACCCCGUUCUCGAAAAACUGAAGGCUGCUCACAGUUACAACCCCAAGGAUUUCGAGUGGAACCUCAAAAACGGACGCAUAUUCAUCAUCAAGAGUUACUCCGAGGACGAUAUCCACCGUUCCAUCAAAUACUCCAUUUGGUGUAGCACAGAACAUGGCAACAAACGUUUGGACAGCGCGUUCCGCUCGAUGAAUAGUAAAGGCCCGGUCUAUUUACUCUUCAGCGUCAACGGCAGUGGACAUUUUUGUGGCGUAGCAGAAAUGAAGUCGUCGGUGGACUACGGCACCAGUGCCGGCGUGUGGUCCCAGGACAAAUGGAAGGGGAAGUUUGACGUCAAGUGGAUCUUUGUGAAAGAUGUUCCCAACAACCAGCUUCGACACAUCAGGCUGGAGAACAAUGACAACAAGCCAGUGACAAACUCCCGUGACACUCAGGAGGUGCCCUUAGAAAAAGCGAAGCAAGUGCUUAAAAUUAUUGCUAUGUACAAGCACACGACCUCCAUCUUCGAUGACUUUUCCCAUUACGAAAAGCGCCAGGAGGAGGAAGAAGUGGUACGAAAGGAACGUCAGAAUCAAAAUAAACAAUAAGAAUAAGCAUAUAUGGUUUGCUAUAUAUAUAUACAUAUCUAUAUAUAUAUAUAUAUACAUACUAGAACUGAUAUUAAAUUUGAUUAUGAAAAAUUGAAUCUUUUUUUAAAAAUGCCUUGGUGCUGUGUAUUCUGGCAUCAGGAGAUUAUAAAGCUUUCAGCUCCACUAUCUCUUUUUUGCAGGGGAAAUUCAAAUCUUGCAUCUUUUAAGUACACUGUAGUGGGAGGGGUUGGGUUUUGUUUUUUGUUUUUUGUUUGCCCAGCUGAAUAUGCAUUAAGUUGUAAUCUUUUCUAUGUAAAAUGCUGUAGAAUCCAUUAAUAAAGAUAUUUCUUGUUUUUUUUUUUAAAAAAAAUUUAAGUUGGUUAAACAAGUUUAUCCACAACUGAAGAUUUUGAAAAUAUUAGCCUUUUUCCAAAGACUUUUAAUUGCGGCACAAAUUAUGUUUCUAAACAAUAAACGUCAUUGCUUUUAUAUUUAUGUACCACAGAUCCCCUUGUCUCACCAUUCCCACAGUCAGUUUCAUUCUUAUGGCAAGUAGAAACAAAAAUACCAGUUUGUUUUGUAUUUUUUUUUUAGAAAUAACCUGUGUCAAAAGUAUUGACAUUUAAUUUAGCAAGCUCGGGUUAUUUUAUGAAGUUCAAUUUUAUCUGUCACAUUCGUUAUUUUUAAAACAUUUUUUUUUUUAAAGUAUACUUCUGCCUUCCUUACAGAAAAUCAAAAAGGCGUAAUUCACUGGGGCAAUUUCACAUGCAAGAAGUAUAAAUGGGAUUUCACACAAAUACAAUUGUACAUUUUCAUCAUUUGCAGUUAUUUUUUUGUGGAUAUUGCAUGAGAAAUAUUCCUCAUGGAUUGUACUUUACGUCUUAAAUUAUUUUGUCUAUAAUUGGUGAACUUUAGUGAACAUCUGCGUUGUAUCAUAUCUUGCAAGAAAAAGCUGACAAGUUUCCUACCAUAAUUUUUUGCUUUUAUCUGUAGCUUUUAAUCAUUUUAAAUAUAUGUUCAACAUUGCAGGGGCUUGGGCAAAACGUGGCUUUUAAUUUCCCCCUGCUUUUUAAUAUUAUUAAAUUCAUUACUUUUAAUCUCUCCCCCCCCUUUUUUCCCCCACUCACCCUCUCAAGGAAGACACUUAAGAUUUUAUACUAAUAAUGGUGAGCUUUAAUCUCGAAUCUUAGUUCAGACUCAUACGAUGGAUUAUGCUUCAGAUGUUUAAAAUUGAUUGUGUGUGCGUGUGCCUAUUUCUUCUGUUGGAUGAGUAAAAAAAAAAAAA